This is a messenger RNA of Mytilus californianus (California mussel), 1215 nucleotides long. RefSeq names its product monocarboxylate transporter 9-like. Gene Ontology annotation, molecular function: monocarboxylic acid transmembrane transporter activity. The transcript has 5 exons. Lineage: Eukaryota; Metazoa; Mollusca; Bivalvia; Mytilida; Mytilidae. Bases 1 to 1215 code for a protein of 404 amino acids. Gene Ontology annotation, biological process: transmembrane transport; monocarboxylic acid transport. The record is from RefSeq and is a predicted model, not a curated record.
AUGACUGUCGUCACAAAGACUGAGUAUCAACGACCAGUAGACCGAGGUUGGGCAUGGGUGGUUAUGUGUGCCAUAUUCUUACAGCUAUUCCUUAAUGUUGGUAUAUCAAAAUCUUUCGGACUAUUCUUUAUCCAAUUUAUAAUUGUUUACAAGACAAGCGCUUCGCUGAUAUCAGGAGUUAUAGCUUUGCAGACGGCAAUGUUCAGCCUUUCGUGUGGUGGUUGCGCACUAACUUUAGGCCCUGGUCUAGUUGUUCUGUCUUCAUAUUUCGAAAAAAGGCGUGGCUUUGCAAACAGUAUUUCAAAUGUAGGAGCAAGCAUUGGCAGUUUGGUAUUUCCCAAGAUAAUACAGGUGCUAAUAGAUGUGUAUGGACUUCAAGGUGCCUUGAUUUUUGUAUCAGGGAUUCUGUUUCACAAUUUGAUUGUUGCAAUGCUGUUGCGCCCAUUGCCACCGUCGGUCGAGACUGCCGGAUCGAUACAAGGAAAUAUUGAGAAGGAAGAACUUCUAAAAUAUCCAAAGAGAUAUGCCGAGUUCAGUGAGUCGGCAAAUCCAAAAACAGUACAUCAUGGUAAACGUUCAAAUAAGGAUGUCAGGAGUGUUUGUUCCCGACCAAAUCAAAAUAUAUCUUCUUCCUUUGAGGAGGAAAGUCCACAACUUUUAAACGACAAAGUAGAUGACACCUUAAAGCAACUGAAAGAGACUUCCGGAUUAUCUUACAAUGAAAAGAAAGACAAGGAAAUGUGUCGAAGCUCAUUGGACUUAUGUACCAGUACGGGAAGCAUUUCAUGUUCUAUACAAAACUUAACAUACUUUUGUAUUUUCAGUUGUGGCUUGACCAUUACAUACAUUCCUCCGUUUGCUCGCGAAAACAACAAUUCAGACGAAGAAAUAGCUCUCCUUGUUAUGAUCUUUGGAGCAUGUGAUGUUGUAGCUAGAUUUUCAAUUGCUUGGAUUGCAGAUUCUAAGAGAAUCAAAAGAACGUAUAUUUUGGGAAUUACAUUAUUAAUAACUGGCACUGUCACUAUGUUCAACACUUUCUUUACUAAUUUUACCAGUUAUAUACGAGAUAGUACAGGAUCUUACAAUGUUACAUUUUACGUUAUUGGUGUUGGGAUGAUUAUCGGGGCUUUAGCAUUGUUUUGUGAUUCUUGGGUUAUGAAAUUAGAGGAACAGAGAUUACAAAAGAACAGAGAAGUUGAUAGCGAGGUUGAAUAA